Motacilla alba alba is the source of this 8492-nucleotide messenger RNA. RefSeq names its product KIAA0319 ortholog. Gene Ontology annotation, biological process: neuron migration; negative regulation of dendrite development. The record is from RefSeq and is a predicted model, not a curated record. The transcript has 21 exons. Gene Ontology annotation, cellular component: plasma membrane; cytoplasmic vesicle. Lineage: Eukaryota; Metazoa; Chordata; Aves; Passeriformes; Motacillidae. Bases 436 to 3666 code for a protein of 1076 amino acids.
GCCCUCCCCUGCAAUGCCCAGGGCGGCCGCGGCUGCCCACAGGUGCGGCCCGCUCCCGCGGCGGCGGGCGCUGCGUGCCCGGCGGGGUCUGUGGGCAGCGAUCCUGCGCGGAACGCGGCGGCCGCCCCUCGGCAGCGGCGUGGAGGGACGGCGCCUGCUCCUGAGUCAGCAGCGGCGAGGAGGAGGUGGCGGCGCCUCCCGCCCUGCCCAGCCCGGCCCGGCUCCGGCCCCACGCCCGCUCUCGGCUCCCGGCGCCCAGCACCCGCGGAAGGGAGCGAGGAGGGGCGGCGGGGCUGCGCCGGCUCCUGCCCUCCGCUAGUGCUUGAUGGCCACAGCAGGACACUAAACAGUAUUAGAAAAAAAACCCAGCAUUAAGACCUCUAAUUCCCGCACGACUGGCUGGAAAAGCGGUUGUCACUGCCUUCCUGGUACAGCAUGGCAUUUGGACCUGGUGUACUCUGCCUGUUCCUAUGGACAAUAACAGGUUCCAGUUGUGAGCAGUGCAGAGAAGGAGCCACAUACUCAGGUGCAGUAAUAUCUCCCAACUUAGAAACCACUAAAAUCAUGCGAGUUCCUCACGCUUUGUCAGUGUCCGACUGCAUUGCAGCGUGUUGUGAUCUCUCUGGUUGUGACUUGUCCUGGAUGUUUGAACGACGCUGUUACAUCGUGAACUGCCAACACAAAGACAAUUGUGAACCUAAAAAAAUUGAAACUGUCAAGUCCUACCUUACCUUUGUGCUGAGGCCUUCUCAGAGGCCAGCCUCACUGCUAGGGUUUGGGCAAGUGAUCCCAAGUAUGGUCCACUCUGUGGGACUCCAGAAUGAGCCAUCAGAGGAAGUGAGUAGCCUGAAGAAGCUGUCUCUGCUUGGCAAAGAUCCCAGCCUUGAGGAGAUACCUGAAUACAUUGAUGAUUAUAAAGAGUUGGAGCAGGACCCCUUUCAGGUGGGCAUCAAACACGAGCAGAAGGACAGUAUGGAUUAUGCUGACUGGGGCCUGAUAGUGGCAGGUGAAAAUGGCCUCAACGCUUCCACGGGUGAUGAUGGAGAUAACCAGGAAGAUUUUGCUGAAAAGAAAGGGGAAGCUGGGAAGGUGGAAAGCCUUCUGAAUAAAAACAGCUCUGAACUAACUUCCAUCAAUGAACACUCCACAGAGAGGUCGUCCCUUCUGGAGAUUACACCACUCCCUGGGAAGACAUUUGAAAGGGAAGCAGCUGUUCCACUCCUUGCACAACCUGAGGAUGCUUUGCAAAAAGAGGCUGCUGCUACACCUUUCUCUUCUUCAGAUAAACCAGAUUUCUCCCCAGGCGUAUCAGAGAAAACCCAGACUCCCACAGUAGCCCCAGAGAAUACCACUGAAGGUGGGAUCAUGCUGCUUCCCACUAGUGCUGCACCAUCUGAGCCCAUGCAGCUGUUCACACCACCUGCUACUGCUGCUAAAGCAGUUAAAGAACUUACUGUGUCUGCUGGAGAUAACAUACAAGUGGUGUUACCCAAAAAUGAAGUUGAACUGAAUGCCUUUGCUGUCCCACCACCAUCUACAGAAACAGCCUACACCUAUGAGUGGAGCCUAAUCAGUCACCCUGCUGACUACAGUGGGGAAAUGGAGCGCAGGCACAGCCAGACUUUGAAGCUCUCUCAUUUAUCAGUGGGACUUUAUGCCUUCAAAGUGACAGUUUCUGGUGAAAAUGCCUUUGGUGAAGGUUUUGUAAAUGUCACGGUCAAACCAGCAGUCAGAAUUAACCAGCCACCUGUCGCUGUUGUUUCACCCAAAGUGCAAGAAGUUUCCUUGCCUACAACUUCUACCUUCAUUGAUGGCAGUCAAAGCAUAGAUGAUGUGAAGAUAGUGAGUUACCACUGGGAGGAAAUUAAAGGUCCCCUGCGAGAGCAGAAGGCAUCUGCUGACACACCUGUCUUGCAUUUGUCUAACCUUGUUCCUGGAAACUACACCUUCAGACUCACAGUGAUUGAUUCAGAUGGAGCAGCCAACUCCACCAUUGCAUCUCUGACUGUCAACAAGCCAGUGGAUUACCCACCUAUUGCUAAUGCAGGACCGAAUCAGGCAGUCACUUUGCCCCAGAACUUCAUUACACUGAAUGGAAACCAGAGCAGUGAUGACCAUGAAAUUGUCAGCUAUGAGUGGUCGCUUAGUCCCAAAAGCAAAGGCAAGGUUGUAGCAAUGCAGGGAGUGCGGACGCCGUACCUGCAGCUGUCUGCAAUGCAGGAAGGAGAUUAUACAUUCCAGCUGACUGUGACAGACUCUGCGCGGCAGCGCUCCACAGCCGAGGUGACGCUGAUCGUGCAGCCUGAAAAUAACAGUCCUCCAGUAGCAGUGGCUGGCCCUGACAAGGAGUUGACCUUCCCAGUAGAAAGUACUACACUGGAUGGAAGCAAAAGCCAGGAUGACCAAGGCAUUGUCUUCUAUCACUGGGAAAAUAUCAGUGGGCCAAGCUCUGUGCAGAUGGAAAACACUGACAAGGCAAUAGCAACUGUGACUGGUCUCCAGGUUGGUACCUACCACUUCAGGCUGACUGUGAAAGACCAGCAGGGCUUGAGCAGUGCAUCUGUGCUUUCCAUUACUGUGAAGGAAGAAAACAACAGUCCACCCCGGGCACAUGCUGGUGGGAAGCACGUUCUAGUGCUUCCAAACAACUCUGUUACCUUGGAUGGCUCAGGGUCUGCAGAUGACCAGGGGAUUGUGUCAUAUUUGUGGAUUCGGGAUGGUCAAAGCCCAGCAGCUGGGGAUGUGAUCCAUGGCUCAGACCACGAGGCAGUACUGCAGCUAACUAACCUUGUGGAAGGAACCUAUAUUUUCCACUUGAAAGUGACAGAUGCUAAGGGAGACUCAGAUGUUGAUUCAGCAACUGUUGAAGUGCGGCCUGAUCCCAAAAGGAGUGGUCUGGUGGAGCUGAUCCUGCAGGUUGGAGUGGGACAGCUAAGUGAGCAGCAGAAGGACACUCUGGUGAGACAGUUGGCUGUACUGCUGAAUGUUUUGGAUUCAGAUAUCAAAGUUCAGAAGAUACAAGCCUACUCAGAUAUAAGCACCGCAGUUGUGUUCUACGUGCAGAAUGGGCAUCCUUCCAUGGUGAUCAAGGCAUCAGAUGUCUCACGGACUCUGCAUGUGCAGCUUUUGAAACAGAAGGCUGACUUCCUGCUUUUUAAAGUCCUGCGAGUUGACACGGCUGCCUGUCUUUUGAAAUGCUCUGGACAUGGGCACUGUGACCCCAUAACAAAGCGCUGCAUUUGCUACCAGCUGUGGAUGGAAAACUUGAUUCAUCGUUAUCUAAAUGAUGGAGAGAGUAAUUGUGAGUGGAGUAUACUCUAUGUGACUGUAUGUGUUUUUAUUUUGAUUGUGGUCAUGGUAGGGCUUGCCUGGUUCUGCAUCUGCUGCUGUAAAAGCAGGAAGAGGACAAAGAUAAGAAAGAAAACAAAAUAUACCAUCCUAGAUAACAUAGACGAACAGGAGAGAAUGGAGCUACGGCCCAAAUAUGGUAUAAAACACAGAAGUACAGAACACAACUCCAGUCUGAUGGUCUCUGAAUCAGAGUUUGACAGUGAUCAGGACACUAUCUUCAGCAGAGAAAAGAUUGAAAGAGAGAAUGCUAGAACACUUAUAAAUGGGUCCGUCAGAAAUGGAGUUUCCUUCAACUACAGCUCCAAAGACAGAUAACUGAAUGAGGGUAAAAGCACAGAACACACUGGUGCGACACAUCUGAAACAUGUUGGCCCACUUCUGUUUUUCCAGAACCAAAAUCUUCCUAAAAUGUCAACUAAUUGCAGAUUAAAGGGUAAAUUUUUAGCACAGGUAGGGGAAGGCAGAAGGAGGGAGAAAGGAUUAGAUGGUCAGCUAACUCCUCUUGUCACCAUUAUAGGAACAAGAAAAAGCACAUCUUAUUUCUUGCAUGUUCUGUGCUGAAUGUUUGAACUUCAGAAGGCCUUUUUUUCUAUAUCACUGCUACAAAACUAGCCAGGGCUGUUCUGCUACAAACUAUGGUAACUAAGAGUGGCAUACAGAUUUAUAUGUGCUCCUAAUGCUCUCUUUGAGAAGUGGUGUGAUUUACAACAGCAAAAGCCAAUAUAGAUGAAGUUCCUUACAAUUGUAGAGAGCAAUAUGUGGCCACAGGCUCCAUCUUAAUUUUUAGUUUAGGAUGGAAACAGAAAGGGCAUUUUUAGUGCAUUGUCUUUAUCCAUCUGUACUUUGGGACUUCCUUUUCUAGGGUAGUGUUCAUUGGGUGAAAACAUUCUUGUUUUCAGAGAAAGUUAAAAACUGGACCAGUUGCACUGGAUCAGCUAUAAUGUAACAUGUGUGUCCUGUAGGAUGCAACAUUCCCUGUAUUAACAUAAGAUGUGUGGUGUCUGCAGGGAAAUCCAGCCUUAGGUUGCUUCCAUAAUGAUCAAAUUGCUUUGGCUCUGCCAUGUCCAUCCAGGAAACUAUAUCAGGAAGGACUUGGUACGAUGCACCUUGAGAAGCAUUUUGAGCAUCCCAAACAACCUUUUUAGAUCACUUUGAUGAGCUCUGGACCUUUUAAGACUGAAUGCUCAGCUGAGGUGAGUUUUCAUCUGUCAGUAUCAAGUGCUCAGUUAAAGGAUGUGCUGGGCACUUGUGCAGUGAAAUGUUUGUGGCAAAUACCCUGUGUGGAGCAGGAGGUUCUUUGUACUUUCAUUGUCGUGGUAAUCUGUAUUGAGCAAUGUUUUAGCUUGAACAUAAGAUUGAUUGACUUUUUCCUCUCUGGCUAUUGAGUGACUGGGUGUAUUGGCCUAAAGAGAUCCUUUUCGGUCUUUGGCAAGGAUAGGUGUAUUGCAGUUCUGACAUUCUUGUUCACAGCCUAGGUAAUUUCUUCACAGUCUGCUUGUUAGGCUUUAAAAUCACGUCCCCAAAUACUGCUUUUGAAAUCUCUAACUGAAGACCGGACUUUUAUUCACAGGCCUCAUUUGUGGGAGCAUCUGUAUCAGUGGUACUGUUUAGCCAUGACAUCAGCUUUUCCUGGGGAUACUCUACUGAUGUACUGAAGUCUAGGGCUGAGAUGGUUUUGAAGAGGUUUUUGGUGGUUUUUUUAAUGUUUUGGGGGUUUGUUUUGUUGUUUUGAUUUUUUUUAAUCCAGUCUAGAGAACCUGUUAUCAGAGGAAGGAGCAGUAUAGAGAUCAAGGGGAGCAGUUUACAAGGGUCAGGGAGGGUACAUAGCCCAUUUCCAUCAUGAGGAAUAAGGGAGUUGAAGAUUUUGGGGCUUUCUCCAUCCUUUCUUUGAAGUCUGAUGCAAUAGAGUAGCUGGGUUGAACACUAUGGGUUCUGUGCUUCUCUUGUUAAUGGACUUGGGCAACAGUCAGAACUGUUUAGACUGGAAGAAAUCAGUGGUCAAAAGUUGCAACAACAUAGCAUGCUCAUAAUUUGUUUCAUAGUUUUGAUUAUCAAGUGCAGUCAGCAACAGUCCCUAAGGCUACAAAUUCAGCAAUGAGGAGUAUUUACCCUGUGUCCAGCCCUGCAUUUUUCUGGAGAUCUUUGUGUGGCUGCAGGAGUCAUUGUGGUGGGAGGCUGUGAAGAGCUAAAAAGGGCUAAUACAGGUGUUGUCUAUGUUUUUCCCAUAAGCAGUGCAGUAUGAAUGGUAUGGUUUACUUUAUUCAGAAAGCAAGUUUAAACUUCGUGUACAGGGAGUUUAGGCUAUUUCUUGAAACAAAUCUACUUUAUCACACUCUCCCUCUUCUUGAGAGUGUGAAUGUUUAUGUAUAUAUAUAUAUAUUUUUUUUUUUUUUUAAAUAUCUUGGUCAACAAAAGCAAGGUCAGCUUUCGAUGUCUUUCAGUUCCUGCUCCAGAUGUGUUAACAUAAUAAAAGCAGUGUUCACUUUAAAACAUUCCUGAAAAAACUUAAAGCCCACUCAAAACAGUAAUUUAUUUCUUUACUUUGAAAUCCAAAUGUUGGGCUUAAUCCAUUAUGAACAGCUAGGCAGAAUGUUCUAGCAGGAAUUAUUCUCUUGAAAACAUGCAUUUUUAAACAAGGAAAUAAGUUGCCUAAAUAAUUUCAAGUUCGUACGUGCUGUGCUGCCAUUGAUGCUUCUGCUAAAUACUGUCUCCAGUGUGCCUUUAUCUAUAAGCUUACCUUCUAGGACAUGUCAGUGCAGUCUGCAGCAUCUGUCAGUUUUGUGAAAUUAGUGACUUAUGUCUUUUGGGUUUAUUUUAUGUUUUUAAAGCCAGUGCUGAAACCUAGGAUGUUCUUUGAAGGUAUUUAAAUAUCUUUUUUUAAGAAAACAAACAAACAUACAAACCCCACCAAAAUGAAGAAUUGUUUCUCUAGUAAAACAACUCCAGGAAUCAUAAACCUGCAUUCCUUAAUGCUGCAGAAUUUCCAGGACUAUUCCCCUGCCCACAGACACACACUGGUGGGCACAGAUCCUUGGAUCUCUGGUAAGUUCAUGGGCCAUGAGAACAUAUGCCUGAUUUGGCUAAGUGUUUCUCACUCUAACAAAUAAGAAAUAUUAGACCAAUUUCUCAUUGUAUAGGCCCUAACAAGUGGAAGUUGCUUGGUAAAUUUAGUUCUCUGAUGAUACUUUAACUUCUUUGUUGUUAACAGUAUUUUAGCUGUGUUUUCAAAGUUGAAUAUAGUUUAAAUUUUUCAGCUGCUUCUGAUUGUAGUUUGAUUAUUCCACCUGCUUGGAAGAAGUUAUUCCUCUUACCAUAAGAGCAGGCUUGCUUUUAAUAUGUAGCACUUGCACAGAAGCUGAAAGUGAUAAUUUCUGGCUCUGUGAAUUUGUGGUAUCACGUUUGUGUCACUUGGGCAAGCAUGUUUGUGUCAGGAAUUUAGGAGGGACUAUAGCAAGCCUUGUAUCUUGAUUCAGUAUAAUUGAUACUUCUAGUACUACUGCUUUCUUGCAGAAUGUCAGUUCAUACCUUGAAUGAGGGGUCAGAAAACUUGCUGUAAUGGUGCAAACACAAUGGCAAAAUUUGGAUUCUAACCCUUUGGUUCAAGUUAUUAUAGAUUCCCAGGACAUCCCAGUAUUUCUCCACCCCUCCGUUCCUGCAGGGGCCGGCCUGGUUCCAUCCCCUUCACCCCCAUCUCUGUCCAGGGUUCCCAGCCUACCUCAGCCUAGGCUGCAUGGCUUCCCCUCGCCACCCAACCUGUGGCUGCGCAGGGGAGGUCCAAACUCUGCACUGACAGGAACAAAAGAGAAAGUCUUCUAGGAGUUCUCUGCUUUUAACCCCCGGUGUUCUCUGAGGCAUAUCCAUGUCUUCAGUGGUUACAUCAUGUGUCAGUAUUCAAAUCUGACCACUGAUUGGUUUGGCAAUAACUUCCCAAAAACUCACUUCCCUGUCAAGCUAAGACAGUAUUAAACAGGUUCAGCAUCCAAUUGUAGUAUUCAUUGCAGUACAUACACAGCAUGAAACUGCCAUGGCUGCGAACAGGUAUUUGUCUUGUGGAUUUUAUUUUCCUAACUAGAAUCAUACUGCAGUAUGGAAGAAAGUUUACCAUGGCAAAUCUGUUGAGAUCCCCAUCCAAAUUCUCUGUCCUGUGGUUCAACCUGUCGUAUUAAGUAGAAAAAGCAAAGCAAAAUGCAGUAUGUCUAAUUACAGACAAUUGUUUAUUUACAUAGGCGAAAAAAGGUUAUUCCUGUUUUGUGUGUAAGGGUAGAUUAUCAAUUCUAUCCUUUUAGUAAACAGUCUUACUCUCCCUCUGUCAGAUGCAUCAGAUAAAAGUACUGUUGAAGCAUCUGGUUUUUGCUGUCAGCUGUUUGCUUAUAUGAUGUCAGUUUUCCUUUACUUUGUCUCCUUUGGGCAAUCAGAAGUUCAUAGACAUGCAAGGAACUUAACAGUGAGACAGUGAGUGCAGGCAUGUGUUCUCUGUGCUGGCACAGACUUCCCUCAGAUACUCUAAUGUUCUUGAAAUAAUUGCGUUCCUAGGGAAAUGUUCUAUUCCUGCUUUUAUUCCUGUUCUGUUCCUGCUCACCUCAAGUGAAACUAAUUUUGCCCCCAGUCAGGUGGAGCUUCAGGGUGGUAGUAAGAAAAGAACAGUAAAUGUACUCUUCUGACAUUUAGGUGAGAUUUGAGAGAGGAAAAUAUUCCUCCAGGAGAAGGGAAACAGGAUACAGGUGAAUUAGUUUCUUAAUGUCAGUUAUUGCUUAUCAGGGAUCCCUAACUUGAAUACUAAUCCUAUACUUCUGCAGUAAAGAAAAACCCAUUUCAUAUACCUUUUAUAUCCUUAACUCCCCAAGGCAAAGGAGGGAAAUAUAAAAUUUAGAAAUAAAAUUUUAAGAAGGAGGCAACAAAGGCAAAUGAUUUUUGUACAGGCUAUGAAUCAGGUGCAGAUGAGCUGCACAUCUGUAUUUUGUCUCUGUAUGAAAGCACUUCUCCCUGUGGGUGGAUGGGUGAGCUAUUACAGAAUUUAUAUUAGGAAUUGUUUCUAGAAAAUGUUAUUUAUUGCAAAUGCUAUUGUAUUGUAACUGGAGCCAUUUCUGAGCUGAAAUUACUACAUUUAUGUAACUAUUAAUAAAGUUUUGUCUUUCCUUUUA